AAACAAUAGAAAUUGUCAAGACGUGAAAUGACGGAAAUGUAAUGGGGGAAAAAAUUGAGGACAAAAGAGUAGCUCUCUGCCUUAGCACCUCACUCAGCUUUAUCCAUAAAGCACAAUUUUUUUGCUUCAACGGGCCUUACCUUACCUGAAGAUGGCUUCGGUGUCCUUUGCCGUGGGAUUAUUACCUUGCUCUUCUUCUUCUUGCUAUACCCGCGUCUCUUAUGGUUCAGUUCGAUUUCCCGUAUUGAACAACGCCAACUCACUGAAACUCAGCUCCUCAGCUAACAUCUCCAGUCCAAUUCUUCACCAAAAGCUUUGCACUGUUCCUUCUCCCCUUGCUCUAAGGCCUCGCCCUCUCACCAUUGUAUCCGCUAAGGGCUACAAAAUGAAAACCCACAAGGCAUCUGCAAAGCGGUUUAGGGUGACGGGGCGAGGCAAGAUAGUGCGUAGGAGAGCUGGCAAGCAGCAUUUGCUCGUUAAGAAGAAUACCAAGCGCAAAUCCCGACUCUCCAAAAUGCAUGCGGUCAGCAGGAGCGACUAUGACAAUGUAAUUGGAGCCUUGCCAUAUCUGAAAGUAAACAGAAAUGCUACAUAGAUGUUGUGUUUGCAAGACUGAGUCAUAAGCCUAGCCGUGUUUAGUCUAGUGAUUUGUGACGUCUCAAAUCUGCUUUCAAAUGAUUAUAGUUAGUUUUUGCUAAUUGAGAUAUCAGUACCUCAAGAUAAUGGUACACCUUCCUGUAUCAUGUAACAGUUGGUAUCUAUUGACAUUACUGUUUUGCAAUUUGUUUACCAUCUUCCAGUUUAUCUUCGCAAUUGAUUAGCAAGCUAUGAUGAAUCAUGUGAUCAUCAUAAUCUAUUUGGUGAAGUUUUUAGGGGUUUAAUCAUCUUAACUUUUUUA
This is a messenger RNA of Glycine soja, 898 nucleotides long. Its product is annotated as 50S ribosomal protein L35, chloroplastic-like. Gene Ontology annotation, molecular function: structural constituent of ribosome. The transcript is spliced from 3 exons. Lineage: Eukaryota; Viridiplantae; Streptophyta; Magnoliopsida; Fabales; Fabaceae. The record is from RefSeq and is a predicted model, not a curated record. Gene Ontology annotation, biological process: translation. The coding region runs from base 152 to 595 and encodes 147 amino acids. Gene Ontology annotation, cellular component: ribosome; large ribosomal subunit.